AUGAUCAAGGCAGAAGAAGAGGAGUUUGUGUCAGUGGAGGGAGAGGAGCAGGUCAAGGAGGGAGAGGAGGGAGAGGAGCAGGUCAAAGAGGGAGAGGAGCAGGUCAAAGAGGGUGAGCAGCAGGCCAAGGAGGGAGAGGAGCAGGCCACGGAGGGAGAGGAGCAGGUCAAAGAGGGAGAGGAGCAGGCCACGGAGGGAGAGGAGCAGGCCACGGAGGGAGAGGAGCAGGCCACGGAGGGAGAGGAGCAGGCCACGGAGGGAGAGGAGCAGGUCAAUGAGGGAGAGGAGCAGGUCAAAGAGGGAGAGGAGCAGGUCAAAGAGGGUGAGCAGCAGGCCAAGGAGGGAGAGGAGCAACAUGCAUUAUGA
Knipowitschia caucasica is the source of this 366-nucleotide messenger RNA. NCBI's taxonomy places the organism in Eukaryota, Metazoa, Chordata, Actinopteri, Gobiiformes, Gobiidae. The record is from the annotation of a GenBank genome assembly.